AUGGACGUCCUUCAGCAGGCUGUCAUUCAUCCCCUGCAGCCGGUGCUGCGGCCUAUCGUGUCUGCCCUCCCCGAACCUGUGCACGACGCCGUGAUUUCGCUCAUCGGGGCGCCCUGCCACAGCGCCCUGCUGCUGGACCUGGAUGUGACUGAGGACCCGGCAUGCACGUCGCUGGCGAUCUCCAAGGCGCUGGGGAUAGCGAUCGUGGGUGCCAGUGCGAUCGUCAAGGUGCCGCAGAUCCUGAAGCUGGUCCAGUCUCGCUCGUCGGCCGGUGUUUCGUUUGUGUCCUACGCCCUGGAGACGACCAGUCUCCUCAUCACUCUGUCGUACGGGGUGCGCAACCAGUUCCCCUUCAGCACGUACGGCGAGUCGGCCUUGAUUGCCGUGCAGGAUGUGGUGGUGGCGGUGCUGGUGCUGACCUUUGCGGGCAAACCGGCGGCUGCGGCGACCUUUGUGGCUAUCCUUGCGGCGGGCGUGUAUGCUCUGCUCUUCGACUCGAACCUUGUGGACGCGCAGACCAUGGCGUACUUGCAGGCUGGAGCGGGCGCGCUCAGCGUUGCCAGUAAAGUGCCUCAGAUCCUCACCAUCUGGCAGCAGGGUGGAACCGGACAGUUGAGCGCAUUCGCAGUGUUCAACUACCUCGUCGGUUCCCUGUCGCGUAUCUUCACCACCCUGCAGGAAGUGGAUGAUAAGCUGAUCCUCUACUCGUUCGUCACGGCCUUUACGCUCAACGUCGUCCUGGCCGCGCAGAUGGUAUAUUACUGGAGGAGCCCUGCGCCGAAGAAACCGACUGGCAAGGCGCCAGUCAAACAGGCUGUCCAGAAGGCCCCUGUGGCGGAGAGCACUGGUGUUUCUCCCAAACCGUCUGGCAAGAGUCCCACUACUCGACGACGCGGGUAG
Molecule: messenger RNA, 900 nt
Organism: Penicilliopsis zonata CBS 506.65
Lineage: Eukaryota; Fungi; Ascomycota; Eurotiomycetes; Eurotiales; Aspergillaceae
Exons: 2
Coding region: 1-900 (299 amino acids)
Source: RefSeq, a predicted model, not a curated record